AUCAGAAGAAGAUAUGGACACAAACAAUAUUGAGCUGAAAGGGUCCAGAGAAACCAAGCUGUAUGUCUCAUCGGGUGACUAUAUUGAAUUUCGUUGUAAAGCAGGAUAUGUGAAAGAGCAAGAGCCUUCCCACUUCAGAGUCCAGUGUGUGGAGGGGGUGUUGGAUUACCCACGAUGCAGGCUGGGCAGGAACUGUACAGUGAGUACAAACCAUAUGGAAAGCAACAAUAUUCAACUACAGUCACCCCAAUCAAGAACUUCCACCUAUCACUCUGGGGAUUUUAUUUUCCUAGAAUGCAAAAGCGGGUACCGACAAGUUUCAAGAGCUGAGAAAUUUAGAGCACAGUGCCUGGAUGGAGUGAUUACAUAUCCUACAUGUCGAAAAUCGUGGUUUGGAUAAAUGGAAAUGGCAUGAAGGAGGCCAGCUGCAGAAAUAAGAGAGCCCUCAGCCAACCCAGUGAUUUGAGCUCAAUUUUUCCUGGUGUUUCCCAUUUUGCUGUGCUUUGUUUGCAGCUUAGCCAAUGUUCUGCCUUGGAAUUUGUUUUUAUGAUUGGAUGAUUGUGUUUGCAUAUUAUCCACAUUUUAUCCAUUUUUGUAAAUGUAUUUACAUUUUGUCCAUCCAAAUGGCUGUGCUUGCAUUUUAUCCAUUCUAUACUGAUCUCACUGUUAUUUUUAUUAACAAUUUUGUCCUGAAAUAGGCUGGCUUUGGUGGCAUACUGAGACAAGAAUUAAAGCUCGUGAGUAAUUUGAUUCUCA
Molecule: messenger RNA, 756 nt
Organism: Manacus vitellinus (golden-collared manakin)
Lineage: Eukaryota; Metazoa; Chordata; Aves; Passeriformes; Pipridae
Product: complement factor H-related protein 1-like
Exons: 3
Coding region: 14-400 (128 amino acids)
Source: RefSeq, a predicted model, not a curated record